Messenger RNA from Fusarium pseudograminearum CS3096, 642 nucleotides. RefSeq lists its product as uncharacterized. The transcript has a single exon. The record is from RefSeq and is a predicted model, not a curated record. Bases 1 to 642 code for a protein of 213 amino acids. NCBI's taxonomy places the organism in Eukaryota, Fungi, Ascomycota, Sordariomycetes, Hypocreales, Nectriaceae.
AUGGCGGCUGAUUUCGAAAAGCAGAGUUACUGGCACGAGCGCUUCGCGUCCGAAAAGGCCUUUGAAUGGCUCCUCCCAUCCGCCGAGUUCACCUCUAUCAUCGAGCCCGCUCUUGACCGGCUUGACCCGGACACGGCCCGUAUCCUCCACAUCGGCUUCGGCACAAGCGACCUUCAAAAUCACUUCCGUGCCCGGGGCUUCCGUCAUGUUUUAAACGUCGACUACGAGCCACUUGCCAUUGAGCGUGGCCGCGAUCUCGAAAAGAAGGCUUUUGGAGAUGUUCAGAUGCGUUACGCUGUUCAAGACGCCACUCAGCUGGACCUGAGCGAAAAGUUUGAUCUUGUCGUUGAUAAAAGCACUGUCGACGCCAUCUCAUGCGGCGGCGUAACGGCGCUGCGCCGCAUGGUUGCUGGUGUCAGACGCUGUCUUGCAGAUGAUGGUAUUUGGGUAUCAUUAAGCUUCUCGGCCUACCGCUUCAAUCUUCAUGAUUUACCUUUCGACAUUGAAGUACUUGCCAAAAUCCUCACCCCAAAACUAUCACCGAAUGAUCCAGACAUUUAUCACUGGUGCUACCUUUUGCGACCAAAACACGACACACCCUUUGGCUCGCCGUAUUGUUCAGAUGACAAUACUCUCGAAUAA